Molecule: messenger RNA, 513 nt
Organism: Aureobasidium vineae
Lineage: Eukaryota; Fungi; Ascomycota; Dothideomycetes; Dothideales; Saccotheciaceae
Source: the annotation of a GenBank genome assembly
AUGAGCGUGAGAAAGGCUCAUAAUAGCGGUCGCAACCAUCUACGAAACGUCGUCGACUACUACCAACAAAUCGGCCACGAAAAGGCUCAAUCAGUCAUCGAUAGCAUCACCUCCUCAUACGCCGCCGAAGGACAAGCGAGCGCAAACCCCAUGUUGCCCGGUGGAACCCAUGCUGGCGUAGCAGCCAUGCCCUUCGGCUUCCCUCCCGGCAUGCCCGCACCACCCGGCGGUAUGCCCUUCCCCCCACCAGGCGCCGGUCGUGGUAUGCCGCCAUUCCCCUUCCCUCCCAACGGAAUGCCUCCUUUCCCUCCCAACGGCAUGCCGCCUUUCCCUCCGACACCCGGCGCAGCAGGAUCACCACCCCAAGGCAUGCCUUUCCCUCCUCCUGGCGGUAUGCCAUUCCCUCCGCCAGCCGGUAUGCCUUUCCCACCCAUGGGUGGCCCUAGCCCUGGUCCCGGCGCCGGUCUCCCGCCACCCGGAAUGCCCAUGUCGCACGACCCAAGACGCCAAUAG